AUGGCGUACGCAGAGCUGUUUGAGUCGAUAUUGGAGCCCGAGAUUGAAGAUGCCGAGGAGGAAACAUUCUGGCUCUACUCGCAGCCCAUUCCCUCGUCCAACCUGGGCUUCGUCGACCCCAAGGCCAGCACCGUCGACGCGCGCGUCGGCGGCGUCGACUACACGAUCCAUCAGUCCCCCGGCGUCCUGUCCUCUGACCGGGCCGGCGGGACCACCGGCGCCGUGCUGUGGAAGAUUUCACCCGUCUUUGCCGACUGGCUGUCUUCGCCGACCAACUUCCUCUUCGCCUCCUCGCCGCCGCUCCUGGACGCCGCGUCCGCCAUCCUCGAGCUCGGGUGUGGCAUCUCCCCGCUCAACGCCUUUGCGCUCGCCCCGCGCGUCGCCUCCCACACCCUCACCGACCAGGCCUACGUGCAGCGGCUCCUCCAGCGGACCCUCGACGACAACUCGUCCCUCCUCUCCCCGUCUUCUACUUCGUCCUCCUCCUCCUCUUCGUCCCGACGGUCAAAGCCCAAGCCCGGCAGACGCGGCACCGUCUCGUUUGAGACGCUCGACUGGGAGACGGACGAACUGCCGCGGGGCCGCGCCUUUGACGCCGUGCUGGCGUGCGACUGCGUGUACAACUACGCGCUGAUCCCCCCGCUGGUACAGACGUGCGUGGACGCGUGCCGGCGGCGGCAGAGGCACGAGGACGAAGAGGGGGGUGGUGGCGAGCUGGCGAAGAGGCCGAGUCUGUGCAUCGUGGCACAGCAGCUGCGCAACGACGACGUGUUCAAGUCCUGGCUCGAGGCGUUUGUCAAGGAGUUCCGGGUCUGGCGCGUCGCGGACGACAGACUGCCCGAGACGCUGCGGCCGAGUGCCGGUUUCGUGAUACACGUUGGCAUAUUACGAGAAUGA
Akanthomyces muscarius is the source of this 897-nucleotide messenger RNA. RefSeq lists its product as uncharacterized. Lineage: Eukaryota; Fungi; Ascomycota; Sordariomycetes; Hypocreales; Cordycipitaceae. The transcript has 3 exons. The coding region runs from base 1 to 897 and encodes 298 amino acids. The record is from RefSeq and is a predicted model, not a curated record.